AUGGCUUCUAUGUCUUUCUCCAAUGUCAUGUGUCUGCCCUUCGGCGCGCCCGACUGCUCUUACAGCGAUCCCGGACACCAGACAAGCACUGGACUCGUACUAUUUGGCGAAAAUGCUCUGGGCCAUCGGCUUUCAGAUGCAGAGUCGGACACUCCGCAGUCCGAGGUUUGCCCUAUUGAAACAGCGGUAUACAACUACGUCCCGCAAUCUCUGAGAGGACUGUACCAGGCUCCGUUCAUGAGCGACGGACCGCUUCCAUUCCUCAGCCAUAACUAUGGGUCCAACAACUCGUUUCUCCCAUCUGCCGACCGCUCCUCUCUCACAUAUUCCGACAUUUCGUCUUCCUCCUCUGGCGACAACUCUUUGCCGUUAUGUUGCAGUCUGAGUCAGAUUGCCCCGGAGCUCCCUUCCCCUCCCGCGAGCUAUCGGGAGUCCGAUUCCGAAUCAGAGAGCGAGGGGAAUGGUACCGAAGACGGGUACAGACCGUCGCCGCCACCCCAGCCCGUCAAUCGCCGCAGGGCGGCCCGCCAGAGACGCGCCAAGGCCAGGGCUCGCACAGCGCCGUAUCCCUCCUCAUCCCAUACCUCGGCAGCCUCAUCACCCUCCCCCUCGGCAUCAUCUUCCUCUGGAUCGUCUACCGCCAAAGAGUCCCAUACCAGGAACUGCAUCGCCACCUGUUCUCCUCCGGAUGACAUCCUCCACGACGAAGACGGUACUCUGCGGUGCCCAGUCGACGGCUGCACCCACGUCGUGCGCCCGAAGGACCCGCACAGCAAGCCGCGGCUGGCGGACAUGCGCCGGCACGUCAGCACCCACUUCCCGGCUCUAAAGCAGGGCAAGUGGGUGUGCCGCGGCUACGCGCUGGAGGUCGCGGACCGUCUCGGCGUGCCGGGCGAGAUACACUAUGUCGAUGGCGUGCUUUCUCGGGGCGGGUGCAACCAGCACUUUAGCAGGAAAGAUUCGUUGAAGAGGCACCUUAAAGCUGUGUGCCGCAAGGUUCACGACUAG
Messenger RNA from Gloeophyllum trabeum ATCC 11539, 1008 nucleotides. RefSeq lists its product as uncharacterized. Lineage: Eukaryota; Fungi; Basidiomycota; Agaricomycetes; Gloeophyllales; Gloeophyllaceae. The record is from RefSeq and is a predicted model, not a curated record. The transcript has 2 exons. Bases 1 to 1008 code for a protein of 335 amino acids.